Messenger RNA from Bemisia tabaci, 3276 nucleotides. It is a transcript of the gene Ir93a, whose product is annotated as Ionotropic receptor 93a. Gene Ontology annotation, molecular function: signaling receptor activity; ligand-gated monoatomic ion channel activity. Gene Ontology annotation, cellular component: membrane. The record is from RefSeq and is a predicted model, not a curated record. Lineage: Eukaryota; Metazoa; Arthropoda; Insecta; Hemiptera; Aleyrodidae. Gene Ontology annotation, biological process: monoatomic ion transport.
GUCCGUAACGUGUACGUGUCUCUUAUAAAGAGUUAUUCUUAGAGUUAAUUUUCACAAGGCUAUAGUAAACGCCUCAGCGUUUGUAGUUUCUAAACGUAUACUUUUUCCUGGAAAGUACAUGGCUCAUUUUUUCACGUUCUUGGUCCAGGGUGGAAUAAAAAUAUUAACUCGCAUCGUACCUGGAAAAACUUCGAAAUUUUCUCUUCACUGAAUGGGUGUCUUCGGAGUGAACUGUGUCCGGAAGGAGUUGAUUUCUAAACGUAAUGGAUACCAAUUCAUUUGAUUGCUAACGCUUGAUUGAAACGCCUCGGAUGGCUUUCAUAGCAUCUUCGUUCCAUUUAACACUCUUUGCAGUAGUGUUAGUGGGAAUAUCUUCCGACGUUGAGGCUGCUAGACGGGACUUCAAUUCUUUCCCCAUUUACAAUGAUUCAAUUGCCGUGGUCAUCGACUCCGACUUUCUCGACGCCGAAAAUUCGAAAAUACUGGACACCGUCCAGUUCAUCGUCAGUGCCGCCAAGCGACAAUACGCCUCCAAAGGCACGUUAGCUGUCGAAUACUUUACCAAUACAAAAAUCGUUUUGAGAAAAGAUUUUACGAUCGCUUUGAUAGUAGCUCCCUGUGUUGAUUUGUGGCACCUUUACAAAAAUGCUGAAGACAAUAGCAUCCUGUACAUAGCAAUAACAGAAUCCGACUGUCCACGUCUACCGGAAUCCAGCGGAGUCACGAUGCCUUUGGCAGAAACUGGGUCGGAGCUUUCGCAAUUAAUUCUUGAUUUGAGGACAUCCAUGAGUAUUGUUUGGAGGAGCGCCACACUUAUUUACGACUCAUCCAUAGAUCCAUCCUCAAUUAGUGGAAUUGUAACAGCUUUGACGACGGUAAUUCCCACCUAUGAGAAUAGUUCUGCCGAUAUUAUAAUUUACAGUUUGAAUGACUCCAACUCCGAUUGGGAACGGAGACAACAGGUACAUAAUUUAAUGAGAACGUUGAAAAAUACUGAAGACGACUUCGAGCAAUAUCUUUUGAUCGUGUCCUUCGAAUUGAUUGGAAUUAUUUUAGAUCUGGCCAAAGCUUAUGAUCUGCUCAUGCCCCAGAAUCAGUGGUUAUUCGUCUUGUGUGAAACUCCAAAAGGCUAUAACAACGUAAGCAACUUUGUGAACACACUAACAGAAGGUGAACACAUCGCAUUCGUAUUCAACACUUCAAUGAGAACACAGAGCUGUAAGGGUGGGUUAUUGUGUAACGUAGAGGAAUUACUACGGUCACUGUCGGUUGCAAAUAAAAUUGCAAUUCAAGAGGAGACUGACUUAUCAAGUCAAGUAUCCGAUGAAGAAUGGGAGCUCAUCAAACCUAGCAAGUAUGAUAGACGAAAAUCUCUCCUGUCUUAUAUGAAGGCUGAACUAUACACGUCUGGAGUUUGUGGUAAUUGCACUCGCUGGACCUUGCAAGCGGGGGAAGUAUGGGGUCAGGACUUCAUAGAGAACGGGAAAUCGGCAGUCAAACUGCUCGAUGUUGGCACGUGGACUCCAAGAGACGGUAUAAAAACACUGGACGCCUUGUUUCCCCAUCUCACCCAAGGUUUUCGCGGAAAGACGUUGCCCAUUAUAACUUUUCACUUUCCUCCGUGGCAAAUAAUCAGCUACAAUGAGUCGGGGCACGUUUCAUCCUACGGUGGAGUGAUUUUUAAAAUUCUCAACGAGCUCGCCAUUCGUCUUAAUUUCACGUAUAAUGUAUUGUUGGCCUCUGGGAAUGACAAGGACCUUGCCAAUGAGACAACAGUAUCAAAGGAUGAGGCGUUGAAGGAUAUAGCUCCGGAUAGUUUAGAAUCAAGGAAAGCUUGGAACGCCAUGGUGCAGUACGUUCGGACUAAGAGGGUUUUCCUUGGGGCAGCCGCUUACACAGUCCUACCGCAGUAUAUUGGUAUAAUAAAUUAUACAGCCCCCAUCAGUUUGGAGACGUACGUUUUCCUCACCGCCAAACCGCGAGAAUCCAGCCGAUUUCUGUUGUUUAUGUCUCCGUUUACGCCGGUGACUUGGUUUUGUAUAUUUGCCGCUGUCAUAGGAAUGGGCCCCGUUCUAUACUUUUUUCAUAGGAGCACACCGUUUUAUGCCUUUUUCGGUUUCAAACAUUCAAAACAUUUUAAUUCCAUGUUAAAUUGUUUUUGGUACGUUUACGGAGCACUCUUGCAGCAAAGUGGCACACAUUUGCCCGAAGCAGACAGUGGUCGCAUCGUUAUCGGCACGUGGUGGCUUGUUGUUCUGGUUAUCGUUACGACUUACAGCGGGAAUUUGGUGGCCUUUUUAACAUUUCCACAAAUGGAAGAUGUGGUCACAAAUCUAGACGAACUUCUCGCCAAAAAAGACACGUACACAUGGGGCAUAGAUGAAGCAUCAACGUUGAUCCCGAUUUUGAAACAAGCAGAUGAUGGGUCAAGACUGAAAGAACUUUACAAGCACGCUAAACUGCACCCUUACCUAAACACAAAGGUGAUGGAUCAAGUAAGAGGAGGUCGCCACGUGAUUAUACAAAGGCGGACGAAUCUCCUAUUUUACAUGAAAAAAGACUUUCUUCUCCAUGAUCGCUGCGAUUUUCUCCUCGGUAGAGACGAGUUUAUAGAGGAAUCUAUUGCCAUGAUUAUCGCUGAGGGUAGCCCCUACUUGGGCAUAAUCAAUGAAAGGAUUCGGAGGAUGCACCAGAUGGGUCUGAUCCACAAAUGGAUUACGGACGCGUUGCCGAAAAAAGACCGCUGUUGGAGUAAAUCCGUUGUCAACGAGGUCACCAAACAUUCCGUCAAUCUCGACGACAUGCAGGGAUGUUUUUUCUUAUUAUUUUUAGGAUUUUUGGUGGCAGUUUUGUUCGUGGUUGGAGAGAUUGCAAAGAAAAAAUUUGGUUCAAAACUCGGUAAUAGGGUCAUUUAUCCCUUCACACAAUGAAACUACAAAUAUAAAUGCCUCUUAGUGCUCUUGCCUUCCAACGCUCACCUCAGGCCUCACACUUGGAAUUUGCCUUUCCUUCCAUUCCGCCAUUACCUUUCAUCUUCCUUCGGAGGCAAUCUUUGGGUCAAUUUUGGAGCGGUGAACGUGAUAGUUUUUCCUUUUGAACGUGCUCAAAAAUGUAAUUCUAUUUUUUUAGAGGUAUUUUCCCUCAAUUACACAUAUUAUAGAUAUUUUGAUGCAACUUAAUCACUUGUCGCUCCUUUGUGAUGCACCGCGACGUUUAAAAUGUAUUCUUCUUCCCAUUCAGCUCAAAAAUAUAGGUACACCCUUUUUUUAAUUCAGA